This is a messenger RNA of Triticum aestivum (bread wheat), 1082 nucleotides long. RefSeq lists its product as uncharacterized. The transcript has a single exon. The record is from RefSeq and is a predicted model, not a curated record. Bases 75 to 878 code for a protein of 267 amino acids. Lineage: Eukaryota; Viridiplantae; Streptophyta; Magnoliopsida; Poales; Poaceae.
CGUGGCUCCCAGCCUUUCCCUUCUCCUUCUGCUGCUUCCCGCGACCACGUCCUGCCGGCCGUUCGUGGUCGCGCAUGGGCACGAAAGGCAAAAGCAGGCUGCGCAAUAAGCGCGGAGGCGUGGCCCUUCGGCCGCAUGCGCCUCCCGUAGCCCAGGCGAAGGCCGGCGGCGGCGACCCAACGGCGAAGACAGGGUCGGAGGAGAAGGUGGCUAUCCUCACGGCCCACAACGCCGCGGAGCUGCCAAAGGCGCGGGCAGAGGUCGACAACGCGCAGCAGCGCGACGAUGGCGAGGUGGUGCUCCCUCAGGUGACCGACCUUCACCUUCACGGCGCCACCGAUGGGAAGGCCGCGCAGCCGGCCGACGACGGCCCUGGCGAGCUCGAGCGGGAAGCGCCGGGGUCGGGCGAGGUUGUGCUCCCUGACGAGGUCGAGGCACCUGGCCUUCACGGCGCCACCAAGGAGGCCGACGAUGUGCCAGUGGCGAUCGAGGGGGAAGCGCCCGGGUCGGGCGAGGUGGUGGUGCCCCCCGACGAGGUCGAGGAGCCCGUCCUUCACAGCGCCACCGCAGAGGAGGUCGUGCGGCCGGCGACGGAGGAGGCGGACGACGUGCCUGUCAAACUCGAGGCGGGAGGAUCGGGGGAGGAGACGCACGCGCCGCACGCCGAGAAGGAGCUCCCGGACGACACCUUCGCUGGCGAUGUCCUCGUGGACCAUAACGUCGUCCACCCCGAGGAGGUCGCCUCCCUGCGCCGGCGCCUGGCCGCCGCGCGGGCGAGGAACCUCCUGAACCCGGAUACGAUCGACGAACUAAACAAGCUGUUCGAGGAGAUGGGGCUCUCGGUUGCCGUCGCGUCGAAGGGCCAAGGUCGCCGUUGAAGAGACGAAACUGCAAAAAUAAAAGUCAUGGACUGGAGUUGGGGACCUAAAUGUUUGAGAUAUGCCCACUUUCUGAUGAAAAAGAAGAGAUGGCCUAAAUGUUUUCUGAAUUUACUUUGAGUUGAUCAGGAAGAGCCUCUCUUUUCUCUUCAUCCGCCUGUGCCCAAGAUUUCCCAUUUUCAAGUUUUCAAUUCGUUCAUUAAA